CUAAUUAAACUACAUUAAGUUGUCUUAGUAUAUGUAGUCUCUGUGAAAUCAAAGUUACAUUUUAUUUAAUAUUUUGUACAAUAUGAGUUUUUAGAGCCAAAAACUCCAUUACCCAUGAUCCCAUAUGUGAGCUCUGAUUGGCUGGUUACCGGAGCUGUCAUUUGACGUAAUCGGACAGCGCGCGCGAAACUCCAUAGUAGGAAGAUCAGGAUGUCAGCGCUGUUAGAUCACCCAGGAUAUGAGGAGGAGAGGCUGCAGAGGGUGGCCGAGCAGCUGCCCUGCAGAGAGGUCCAGGCUGGGAUGCUGCUGUCGCUCCUGGGGCAGCCACAUCAGUACAGCUUCCCCUCAAUCUUCAUCUAUGGUCAUCGGGCAUCAGGGAAGAGUCAUGUCUUGCAUGUUUUGCUGAAGGAACUUGAGCUGCCUCACGCCACAGUCAGCUGUGUCGAAUGUGUUUCUGUCGCGCUGCUGUUUGAACAAGUGCUGCUGUCCUUCUUUGGCUGCGACGCCGCCUCGCUGCUCCCCCGCAGUCCCUCCCUGUCUGACUUUGUGCGCAUCUACAGACAGCAGUGCUCCCAGACUCCUGCCAGGCAGACGCGAUGCAUUGUAAUAGAAAAAGCCGAGCUGCUGAGAGACACUGAUGCCAAUCUCCUCCCUGCUCUCCUGCGUCUUCAAGAAUUGGUUGAGGACAACAUUACCGUCAUCCUGCUGAGUGAAAUCGUCUGGGACAAGUUCAGGCCAAACACCGGCUGUUUCGAGCCCCUUCUGCUCCAUUUCCCCGACUACAGUAAAGGUGAGCUGCAGCAGAUCCUGUCCCAGGACAGACACCCUUCAUAUUCAGCUGAGUUUUACUCGUCCUACAUCAACAUCCUGCUGGGAGUCUUUUACUCGGUCUGUCGGGACCUCAGAGAGCUGCGCCACCUGGCUGCCCUCAACUUUUCAAAGUUCUGCGAGCCGUUAGCAGAAGGAAAAGUGAAGGAGAGUGACACUCACAAGCUGUGGAGAAACAUCGAGCCUCACUUGAAAAAGGCCAUGCAGACGGUGUACCUGCGGGAAGUGUCCAGUCUCCAGUGGGAGCAGAUGCAGCAAAUGGAGGAGAAGGAGAACGGAGCCUUGAGAGGUCUGUCUGCUCACACUCAUGUCGAGCUGCCUUAUUACUCCAAGUUCCUGUUGAUCGCUGCCUACCUGGCGUCCUACAAUCCUGCCCGCACAGACAAACGCUUCUUUGUUAAGCACCACGGCAAAGUCAGAAAAACAAACUUCUUGAAGAAAAAUGAAAAGACUAGUAACCAUCUCCUGGGGCCAAAGCCGUUCCCUCUGGACCGCCUGCUCGCCAUUUUCUACACCGUGGUGGACAGCAGAGUGGCUCCUACCGCCAGCAUCUUCUCUCAGAUCUCGUCUCUGGUGACUUUACAGCUGUUGACCAAGGUCAGCCACGACGACCAGCUCGACGCCCCAAAGUUCAAAUGUGCUGUUUCCAUGGACUUCAUCUGUGCCAUAUCCAGGACGGUGAACUUUGAGAUUCUCAAGUACCUUUAUGACUUCCUGUGAUCCUGCUGUGAAUAAAGGAGAGAUGACCAACAGUGACAGUAAGACAGAAGAGAGAUUUAUACAUUCAAAGCUGAGCAGGGAUCUCAGACUGUUGUUGGGAGUUUUGUGGAGGAAAAUUAAUCCAAUUAUGUCGCUGCCCCCUUGUGGUUGAUGAAUAUGUUUCUGUUUUCCUUGUGAAGCCUCUCAGAAUGUGAAAGAAAAAUUAUGUUCAUGUUAAAUAUUUGCAUUUAUAUAAAAAUAAAUGCCAUAUUGGCAAUUUUGCUUUA
Messenger RNA from Centropristis striata (black sea bass), 1814 nucleotides. It is a transcript of the gene orc5, whose product is annotated as origin recognition complex, subunit 5. Gene Ontology annotation, molecular function: DNA replication origin binding. Gene Ontology annotation, biological process: DNA replication initiation; DNA replication. The record is from RefSeq and is a predicted model, not a curated record. Lineage: Eukaryota; Metazoa; Chordata; Actinopteri; Perciformes; Serranidae. The transcript has 15 exons. Bases 211 to 1548 code for a protein of 445 amino acids. Gene Ontology annotation, cellular component: nuclear origin of replication recognition complex; nucleus.